This is a messenger RNA of Diabrotica balteata, 2250 nucleotides long. Lineage: Eukaryota; Metazoa; Arthropoda; Insecta; Coleoptera; Chrysomelidae. The record is from the annotation of a GenBank genome assembly.
AUGUAUUUUGAAGCUGAUCCUGAACUAAAAAGAAACGUUAUUCACAACCUCAACGAAGAAUAUGGCAAAGCUUUAUUAGAUGUUAACAAAUGCCUAGAACUUCGGAAUAAAUUAUUGCAAGAAAGAAAAGAAAUAGAAGAACAGUUAGAUAUUUCCAAUUCAAAGUUUACAAUAGGUGCCAGCAUAAAAGAAGGCGAAUUGUUUGUUCAAAAUACUGCAGAUGUAGUAAAUAGGUCAAAAGAAGCGGUGUCAAAAAUAAGGACUGACUUGGAAGAAAUUCAAGAAGUUAGAACAGAAAUAAAGAAUUAUUUUGAUAAAUUAAACGCCUUGCAAUGUACUCUACAAUAUUUUAAAGUUGUUCAACAUAUAGAAUGUUUAAGUGAUGAGUUACAAAUAGAAGUAGGAAAGAAAGAUGAUGAAAGGUGUGUAACAAUUUUUGCAAACUUAACAGAAAUAAGUAGGAACCUAGCAGAUUUUUGUGGGCAGAAUUUAAGGAAUUACCUAAAAGAUAAUAUUUAUUUUUGGCAUAAUAUAUUAAAAGAGAAACUUGCAAAAGAUUUUGAUGAAGUUCUGAAACUGAUUAAAUGGCCAUUUGUAAGUGCAAAUUUCUCUUUGGUUCUACCAUUACCAACACACAUUCAGAAAUUACAGACUGUUUGUGAGUUUUUGCUUCAGAUAGAAAUUCCUAGUGAGAGCAGUGUUCCUGUGGUAACUACUGCCUUAUUGUCAAAUUUCCAACCCCUAAGUCUACCUAUACAUUUAUUAGUACAGCCAUUGAGGAAACGGUUUAUAUAUCAUUUUUAUGGAGCAAGACAAACGAAUAGGGUUGAUAAACCAGAAUGGUAUUUAACUCAAAUUCUUACAUGGAUUAGAGAUCAUCAAGACUUUGUAGAGAAGUAUAUACAGCCAAUAAUUGAUAAAUUGGGAUUGUUACAUAUUGAAGCUAAGCUAGAAUUCAUCAGGGGAUUGGUUCAAAUCGCAGUGGAAAAACUGUUUUCAGACCUACCAAAUUUGCAGUUUGAUGAUUUCACAUUUUCCCAUUCAAUAGAUGAAGCUCUAGGUUUUGAUAAGGAGUUGAGGGAAACAUAUGAGUAUCCUGCCAAUCAGCCAAGUAUUUUGGUGGUCCUGACACAGGCACAAGUCUUUAUUAAAUGGUUAGCUAUGGAGAAAAAGUAUGCCACUGAAAAGAUGGAUGCUAUGUUACCACCAAACUCCAUCGAAGCUUUUGAUCCUCUCACAUCAGAUGUAGAGGACUUAAAGAUCACCACGUGUGCAGACGCGUUCAUCACUCUCCUACAAACCAUCACAGAACGUUAUGAGUCGUUGUAUCAACCAGGCCACAGAUUACAGUUCUUGGAUUUGCAACUGGAACUGCUGGACGAUUUCAGAGUGAGAUUGCUGCAGCUAGUCAAUGCCGAAGAAGGUGAUAUUAUAGAGUCCAGAAUACCUGCUAUUGCCAAUAGUAUUUAUUAUAUUGAGAAUGUAUUGAUCGACUGGGGAACUACUGUACAUUACUUAGGACUGUACCGGUAUAAAAGCCAGCUAGAAAUCGACAAACAACCAUCAUCACCUGCUUUAUCAGAUUUUGAUGAUGACCCAACCUGUGAUAAAACCGAUACAGUCUUUGCAGAAACAUUGUCUCUCUACACACAUAUGCGUAAAGAUCUUCUGCACACUCUUGCAGAAACUGUUAUAGCUGAGGUGAAGCUCAGAAGCAAGUCAUAUCGAUGUGAAAGUUGGCUGAUAAUGAAAGCAGAGAAAGAAUUUCGCAGCCUCUCCUUAACGCCUACAGCAUGCCCGAUGUUUGAGAUUCUCUCCAAGCGCCUCCACCAGCUGCAAAAGAGCCUUCAAAGCCAGAUCUUUGUGGCGGUAUGGAGAUCAAUAGCCCAACAGCUAGAUUCUUAUCUCUUCGAAGAUUUGGUUCUGGACAAUCGGUUCAGUGUUGGUGGUGCUCUUCAAUUCAAAUUUGAUAUCACAAGGAAUUUGAUUCCGUUAUUUUUGCAGUUCAGCGAAAGGCCACAGAACUAUUUUACUCAAGUCAUCGAGUCUUGCAAUUUACUCAAUUUGAGUAAAGGAAGUGCCUUAUUGUUGCGGGAAACUCUACUAGCCUUGGAAGGAGCUACCGGUAUUGAAGACACAAGAGGGAAAACGUUGAAAGAGAUAGGCGUCAGUUAUUACACACCGAAAAUGGCUGUUAGGAUAUUAAACCAAAGGGCUGAUAUAACUGUCAAUAGAAUAGUCAUAGAUUAG